AUUCAUUCCUUAACUGCAAUCCUAGGCCACCGAGCCCAAGUCACUCUUUUUAGUCACUCCUUCCAGUCGUUCAUUCAACGCCGAACUUCUUUUUUCUCUCCGCUUCAAGACAACACUUCUUAGGAUACCCCUUCUACCUCCUCAACCAUCACCAUGCGUUUCGAAAUCACCGCCACCGCUCUCUCCAUGUUUGCCGCCGUCGCCUCUGCGACCUCUCAGGCCGGUUCGGUCGAGGCUCGCGGCGCGGACCUGUCCCAGAUGCCCGCGUCCAGCCUGGCGUCCGGCCUGGUUAGCAAGCUGCCCGUGCAGGUGGACGUGAACGACUACGACAAGUCCAGCGGCAACGUCGGCGUCGGCAUCGUGGCCAACCUGGGCAACAUCCCCAUGAUCGGCUCCCUUCCUCCCUUCACCCGCACCGUGACGGUGAACCUGACCGUCAGCGGUCUCUCCGGCUUGCUGCCCAACUAAGUGGGUUGAAGGAGGACUCCGGAACUGAGAUGGUGUACAUAAUUGAAACCUGUUGAAACUUCGUGCAUAAUAAG
This is a messenger RNA of Aspergillus steynii IBT 23096, 542 nucleotides long. RefSeq lists its product as uncharacterized. Lineage: Eukaryota; Fungi; Ascomycota; Eurotiomycetes; Eurotiales; Aspergillaceae. The coding region runs from base 154 to 468 and encodes 104 amino acids. The record is from RefSeq and is a predicted model, not a curated record. The transcript has 2 exons.